GCCAGCGGGAGGUGGGAGGUCCUGUCGCGCACACAGUCACUCUCGAUGUAAACAAACCCUCUAUUUCAUGUCCCAAGUCGCGAGAUGACAACUACAGAUGACACAGUGCCUUCGGAUGAGGAAGGGGUGGAGGCCCUCGAAGCUGAACAUGUCUACAUCUUAAUGAAAAAAGAGUAUCGGAUAUCCCGAAAUGUUCGUGCCGAGUGGUAUUUGCAGCGAAUAAAUUCUGUGAUAACAGUGCCAAGAAGGGAGAAAUUAAGUGACUGUGAGGAGGAACUUGAAGUUGUAUCCGUGAUUCCUUUGGAUGUGCCCCGAGAAUGGGACUACGACACAUCACAUUUGUACAAGUACCGCAUCACUCAACGAACUACCCUGCACUUCCUCUCAAGAAAAUACAGGCUUGUGUUCUGCCUGGAUCUCUCUCCAUCCACCUCAAUUGUGGAUGUGACGAAGGGCAGCGUUGUUCUGGAUGAGGUGUUUUCCACCCUGAAGCAAUGUCUGAAGGGCAUUGUGCGACCGUUUUAUGUGCCAGGAAGUCAGUUACUGUUCCAGCCGAAGGUUUACUUGACCAUCAUCGCACACACUCCUUUUUUCAAGUCCCAGUCGCAGCAGGUUCUGGUGCAGGGUUGGCUUCUGAUGCUACACAACCUAGAUGCCUUCCUUGACAGCAUACAUGCAAAACUCACGAUGCUGGAAUCGCAGCUGGCUGAGGCCACUGCACAGACAUAUGACCAAAUGGAUAUUGCACGGGAUAGGUCCCAACUGGCGAGAGAAAAGGUCACAGGGAUGCUUUUUGAUGAGACUGUUGACUUGGGCCCCACAACAGUCACCAACCCCAUGGUAUCGCCUGACAUUGGUUUCGUCAACAUGCUGCGAUAUGGUAUUGUUGCUCUCCAAUUGCUACCAGAGAACAGUAGUGCAGGUAUUGUUGUGAUCACUGACGGGGUGAUUAGCCUGCCAGAUGCAACCAUGUUCGACAUCCUACUAGUCCAGUUGAGAAACCAGACGAUUGCAUGCAGUUUUCUCCAGCUUGGUUCCGUCUACCAUCCUCAGGCAUCCCUGGGAUAUGUGCCUUUCUCCGACCUUAUGCACUUCCUGGCAACGGCGACUUGUGGUGCUUACUUGGAUACCCUGCCUCCAAUUGAAGAGGAUUAUGUGUACCAUAUGAAUGACUACCACAAGGCGUUAUUAUCAUGGGGCUUCCAGAAGUUCAUGAAUGGACUUUCACCUGAUAAUGGAUAUUAUGGAAAUAAUAGGUUUUUCAAUUUGCAACCAAUAGCUCAGGAGGCAACAGAACUCAUCAGGAAGAAAGAAAGAGACACACAGUUGAACACAUCCCUCAAUGCUGUUCUCUCGUGUCGUUUAAGGGAAGGUUAUGCAAUCAAGCAAGUGAACAUAGCUGAUGAUCAAAUACAGCUAAUCUUAGUUCUGCCCUGGAAAUACUCAAUUUUCAUAGAAUAUCAUAUAAGAGCAGCCUGGCCACCAACCCAGUCCACUGUCUAUACAGAAGUAUGGAUUGAAGCUACAUACCAGUUCUUGAAUGAUGUAACCAACGACAUAAACAGGCAGUUUCGAUCCAAGUACAGGCAGCGCAUGGUUGCCAAGUAUUGGACUACCCUACAGCACCUACGAGAAACUGACAUGCUGUUGGUGGGGCUCCAGUCCUUUGCAUCUAGUCCUACAUUUUACACCAUACCUGACUGUGUGAAAAAUGGGUACCCAGUCUUCGAUCUGAACCCCGGUAACAACAACCCCAUCUCAGCUGCUGCUAGUGACCAGUUUCCCCAGUUUACAAACUUCUGGAAGCCAGUGUGUAUGCUUGAUAUCAAUAUCUGGCAGAAGUGGAUGCACACUCACCGCAUAGGAGUUAUUGUAGAGCACGACCAUCCGUUGCCCAAGAACCUCCAUGUUCUCCAUGUCACUAGCACCAGUGGGAGAUAUGGGAUGGUACAGUGCCGUCAAGGGGAGCUGGCUCUCACUACACUCCUUGCCAAAUGGUGUGACUUUGUACUGAUUGAGAACCAUUCCUACAUAAAAUUCUUGUACAAGGACGAUGAUCGAGAGAAGCCACCUAUGUCUUUCUUUGUGGUUCGCAUAACAUCGAAACCUCCCCCUUGUCUUGUUAUUUGGCUGGCUUUCCUUGGAGGAACGGCUGGUCACCUCAGGAAUCAGACUGUAGGACAACUUACCAAGAAAAUCCAAGAGUUGACCUAUCCUUCUCGUAUGGGAUUUACAGACAGGAGCAAGUCUCUCACUCCCGUCCCGCAGCAGGAUAAGGACAAUGAAUGUGGGGAGUCAGCCAUGUCGGCCUCGGCAGAGCUGAGACCUGUUGGAGUGCGUCCCCCUCUGACUCGAGUGGCGUCGAACAUCCCUUGUGUUGUCAUCACGCACAAGCCAAUUGAGAAAAUCCUAAUAUGGUAUGAGAAGAUGCCAGGCAACCUGCUUAGUAGCAUUGUGCAAGAAACUCCCAUCAGUCCUUCCACCAAGUCGAUCUAUGCAAAACUGGGCACCACAAAGUCAGCCACAAACAACAUGGCUCUCCUGUCUCGCUACCUCCACCACAGGAGAUGGAUUUGGUCAGUGCAGGCACCAAAUGCACCGUCAGUCUCGCUUAAUGCCGUGGCGAGAGUUCUGCAUACUCUCACCAGAAUAAGGCUGCAAGAAGGCUUCAAGUUCGCACAUUCUUGCAAUGGAAUCAUCACUAUGGUUCGGGAAUUUGACAUGAAAUUGGAACUGCGUGAGGGUGAAGACGAGGGUUUGCUGGAGUCCACAGAGGAAGGCAGGCAGGAGACCUUCCCUUGCGUGGCGCAGUAUGUCAUUUUCCCGCCACAUGUCACCAAUAGCUCUAGGGACAGCAUUGUAGAUGAAGACUGGGAAGAAGGAGACAGCGUAGAAGCAGAUGGGGAGUUGCAGGUUGUGACCGAGUGCUGGGUAGAGCCUCAAAACGGGGCAGUUACAACUCCCUCACCUCAUGCCUCCCAUUACCACAACUGCAACUAUCGACAGCUUGCUCAGGCAUUCUAUCCAGUGGACCAGGAAAGUAUUUGGGGUCUGCUGACUCUGGAACAGCUGCUGCUCAUGUGCCAGAGUGCGCCUCUUCCUGCUGGCCCGGGACUUACAGAACUGCGACCUCCCCUGACAGAGGCCAGCCAGGACCUCCAACCUAGGAUCUCACAAGUGCCAUUCACAUUUGAUCUUAUUAGGCUCCUGCCCAAGUGUCAGCAAGUGGAACUGCUCGUGUCAACUUACGUACAAGAUUUGUUCACAAGUCUCAUAAAAAGAGUUACUUUUGGAGGUGAGACUUCUGGCAUUGAUGAAGCUAACCAGAUAGCCUAUUCUCUGCUGCUGGAACACUUGAGCCAGCUGCACCACGAUCGAGAGUUCCACCUGAGCACAGCAGACUUACAAGCCUUGCCCAAGAUGCUCCGGGAUCGCCAGCGCUCUCAUAAUGCCCAGCCAUCACCUUUUAUCAAUACCAGUGUUGGUAGAAUGAGUGACCCUCCAAAAUGGCGUUGCUUCCUGAAGGGAGUUUCUAAUAACCACCUUCUGAUUACUCUGCUUCCUGCCUCCUAUCAUGACCUUAAGCUCCUGCUCGUGAAACGGGCAAAUAUUUCUGAUGCCACAAAUAAAGCUAUUAGACUCAUACCUGGCACAGAGAACGUUUUGGACUUGGACACAGAGACAAACACUACUGAUCAGCCACAGGGGGGAGUGACGUCAGAACAGCAGGUGUCCCUAGAGAGCAGCAACUCCUCCUUGACACAUCUUACAUCCCCAAGCCUUCCGCCUCCAACCCCUACAAGCAGUCGGUCAUCAACCAUGUUUAUGGAGAGUGGAGACAACAUCACCCCAAGGGUCAGGUACCGUUCAGGACCAGUUCCUCCCACGCACUCCCAGCCAGUGCAGCAAAUCAUCUCCGACUCCAUACGUGAACGGGCCAGUUCAUUCCACGUAAGCAGGGAUCGGUGUAGCUCCUUCGGUCAGAGUGAGUCGAUAGCCGAGAGGAACAGAACUGGAUCCAUCGACUCACCCACUAAAGAGCCACAGUGUGAUCCUCCCCCAGUGGCUUCACCCACAGACCAUGCUAGGAAGAGAUACAUUUCCAUGCCAUCAAAGUCGCACUCGGGUGUCUUUGAUACAUCGAGCAAGAGCAUGUCAACGGAGGCCAUAAGAAGCGAUGAUAGUUGCCUUCCUCUACAUCUCCGAGGCCAAGGGACUGUAAAUGAAUGUGAAGGUAUCUGCAGAGUCCCUAGUGCUGAUGAGAGCAUGAGUGCCGUGCCACCGUCACCUUGUCACAAGCCACUGUUUGGUGCCGUUAUGCUUCCUAUCUACAUCUACGACUGCAAGUUGAGUAGUAUUACCACGCAGCUCGUUAAUAGAGAGGAGCGCUGCAAUGUGGUUGGCAAGGACAUCUAUGUUGAUUCCACAUUUAAAUUGGAAUCGGAUGUGGUGGAGGACACUGUGCCUCUUAAGGACGAACCCCUGCCUGCUUCUCUCAACAUCCAGGAGGACCUUAAGCAGCCAAGUCCAGAACCACGAUCCGAGGAGUCCGAUGUCGGAGCUGAUUCGAGUUGUCUGCGUGCCCACAUGGAGGCAAUAGAAGUAUGUCACCUUCGAAGUUUUGUUCUUGGUGUUUUCCAAGCGCUUCAGAAAGACCUUAUUGUCCAUUCACAUGACGUGCAGGCUGCUCUCGAUCACUGUCAUGAAUCAGUCAUGGAAAUUGAAAUAACUCACUUCCUUCAAACAAUAUGUGGGCAUCUUCGAGACUUCCGUCUGCGCAUGAAUUUGGAGCAGAUGCAUCAGUGUCGACCUGAAUCAGUUUUAGUACCAGAAGCAGAUGAUGCAAAUCAGUCUAGUAAUGUGAAGGACAUGAAGAAGAACAGCCAAGACCCACCCUUUUCACCUAUGCCAUCGAGUACGAAAAUGAGCAGUGGCAGCAGUCGCAGCAAUAAAUUCCCGCUCUCCCUCUUAAAGCUCCACCUUCCGUGCCGUGACUUGCAGCAACUCCAUACGAGCAUCAAGGAGAGAUUCACAACCAUUCUUCAGGGUUCCUUCCGGCCAGUUCCGUCACUCCCAGAGUAUUAUUAUUUCUCUCCUCGCACUCUUCAUCACUCAAGUGAGGGAACACCAGUUGGAGAGUUCAUCUAUGUCUCUGGCCAGGACCUUGAACACUGGGACCAGGCUCAGCUUGACCUGACGAAGCAUCGAAAAUUGCGAAGAGUAUCUGUCAGCAAGAAGUCGGAUGUAUUUACCGAAGGCGAAGAGGAACUGGAGGACGAGACAACUGUAAAUGGUGCAGAGGAAGACGACGACGAUGACGAUGAUGAAGUUGGGGAAGAGGAAGAAGAUCACGACAAGAGCAUAGAGUUUAGAUCAGAAGUAGGAAGCAGCGUUUAUCGCCGUCUGCACAGCCAGUUGACAGCUUUUGAGGGUGACGAAGAUAAGACCUCUGUCAUUAGCGAGCGAGAUGAGGACCUAAGCACAGUGCCAGACCACAUGGAUCUGGGCGAUGGGCCAAUACCACCUCUCUUCCUUCACCUUACCUGCACAGUGUAUCUGGCAGGUCAUGUCCAGUCUACCAUCUCGGUUAAAUGUCUCCCAACAUGCUUAGAUGAAGUUGUCCGCUGCCUGGGUAGCAAUGAAGUGGAUUUAUCGUCAGUAACCAUGACCCUGGACGUGCUCUGUAUGACUCUUCCCCCUGCCCUAGCGACCACAGACACAAGUGAAACUGUUGCAUCGUUACUGGAUCUGCGGUCCAAUCGCACCACCAGCUUCUGCUCAACGGCUUCACCACAACUAAGGAGAGGAAGGACAAUAUCGGAAUCCACCUGCGCGUCCAUGACGGAUGUAGAUGAGUCGUAUAUUGAAGAUGAGGAUCAACUUGCACACCUGCCAAACAGCCAGUAUCAGGCCAUUGUAACAACAGUAGAUGAGAUUAAAUGGCUGCUCCGUGAUGAAAUAGCAUCAUCUAUGUUGCACAGUUAUCCACUCACAGAGCAGAUGCUGGACAUGGUGGCGGCACAUGUUGAGAGCUCACAGAAGCCUAGAAACUGCAUAUCAGAAUCAAUUGCCUUGAACUUUGUGUGUGGUAUGGAGCAGAGCAAGGAUAAGUUUAUGCAGGAAUUUGGAAGACUGAGUGUUAAUGGUCACCACCUACAGCAGGAAGGAAAUCUGUAUUACUUGGUUCAAGACAAGACGCAAAUAAGAAGGCGGCACUUCUCGUCUUUGGUGCCACCUCUAGGCAUCAAGAAUCAGUUUCUCAUUGUGAGACCACAUCCCCAUGCAGAUGACACAGCUCAGUUGAGGCAAAUGGAGAAUGUAUGUCAGAUGAAUAAAGUCAGUCUAUCAUCGCCAGAUGUGCUCAAAAGUCCUCCAACCAAAAUACAGGCAGCAAAAGUUUCAUUUGAUACUGAAUCAUUUGCAGGGGAAGGUGAAAGCAGUUUACGAGCAGAUGGGUCGGAGAAAGAGAAGUGGGUGCGGCGGAGAGAGAGGAAGGAGAGAAGGGACUCGGAGAGAAGGGGAUCUGUUAACUCUUCAGACUCGGACUCAGAUGAUAACCACAUGAGAGGUAAUUUUUCACGAGAAUCUUCACAUCAGCCAUCUGAUAUGAGAGUCCGUUCCUAUGAGUCUCCAAAGAAGAGUAUUAUCCUCCCUGCUGAUUUAUCUGUAUCCAAAUUAGAAGAAGUUAUAAGUAAAGAUAAGGAGGUCCCUGUCAAGCAACCAGAGAGCACAGCUGUAGCCAUCACAGAGACCAGAACGGUAAAACGGCAGGAUGCUUUACCUUCGGAAGAUUCGGAAUAUUUGCUCCCACAGCAGAAAGAUAAGGAAACAGGAGAGGAAAUCAACAUUUAUAGCAUGGAGAAUGCACCUUUGGAAGAGCAAACAGCUAGUUCACUGAGCAUGCCAAAAGACAUUCAGAUUUCAGACUUAGCCGGUCUCACAGAGGAAACAGGAAAGCCAAUAGUAAUAAGUGACCUAAUUGAAGUGAAAGGUGAGGCCCCCAAAGAGGAGGUUAGCGAAUCCCUCAAGGAAAUGUCCAAAUCGGAAGGUGGCGGUCAAUCAAGUACAGAAUUAUGCGGCGAAACCAAGACGGCAAGCGAAGAAGCAGUGGCACAUGAAGUAUUAGGGAGGUCCAGCAGUAUGGUUUCUCAAGACACUACAUCUGCAGCCGUUGAGAAGCCAUUCAAGGACGGAGCUCAUCGACUGUCCUUGCCUCUCAAUGAGCUUAUUAGGUGUGGUUCCGAAAGCAUUCCCCGGCCUCAGGCAUCGGCAGAAGUGAUUCGAAAAUCUGCAAGCACAGAUAACUUUGUCCCAAAUGUGACAGAGGCUGCAGUUGAACAGCUGAGAGGAUCAUCAAACAGUGUGAUGAAUACCAGUGGAAGUAGUUGUGGUUUGUGGGCAGAGCUGUUCAAAAGUCGCCACAAUUCUGCAGAGCUUAUGAAAAGUCGGCAUAAUUCAGGGGCAAGUGCAGAUCUACUGAAAAGCAGGCACAGCUCAGGAGCUGGAGGUGAGCUUAUGAAGAGCCGCCACAACUCAGGGACCGGCUCUGUUCCCGGAGGUCAUUAUUCUGACGUGUCAAGUCUGUUGGAGUCUGGACAGACAACGGAGGAUGGGUGCGAGGGAGACAUAAGUGACUCUGACAAUGACUGCUGUGACUGGCUACAGGACUUUGAGUCAGUGAGGCCUUUCUUGCCGGAGUUUUGGCUGAUCUUGAGGGUUUCCAAAGACAGAGUGGAUACGUUUUUCCAUUGCAGGACCGAGGCAGAGAUGGCUCGUUGGCGUGGUGUUCAAGCAGAAGUUGUGCGAAGUGUUCGGAAUCUUGUUAAGAUUGUCAACCAGACAUUGUUGCUGCAAGAUCUGCAUAAUACACGCAUGUGUAACCGUCUCCUUGAACCAGAAACAUGUGACGAUAUCUGGCGGCAUGAAGAAUCAAAGGGGCGUGGGAUAGAUGACGGAGAUCCUGACACUCGAGGCUAUCUGGAAGCAGCUCUGAAGUUUAAAGCAGGAGCAUUUGCUUGUCAAGUUGUUUGGGAAACCCAUUUUGAACUGCAUCCAAAAGUGAAGUUGGGCGCUGGGAAGGUCUGCAGCAAGGGUAUUCAAGCCCUCCGGACUAUCCUCAACCCGUUCUCAGUCAACAACCGCAAGAAUAUGUUUGUUUAUGAGGACAGCUCGGGGAAUGGAUCGAAUGUCUUCUAUUUAAGACUGAAUGAACAGCAGUCUGUAUCAGUCUCUCCUCAAGUGGAUGGCCGGCGGGAUGACUGUGGCUUGUCCCGAAGUUCAUCCGCUGUGUCUCUGGGUAAACGAGGCAGCCGGGAGGAUGACUCAUUAAGCCUCAAGAAUGUGGGCACAUCUCAGCCCUAUGAACUGCGUCCACGUGUGAGCUCAUUUGGAGAGAAAGAUGUGAUAAUGGAGGGCGUCCCGUCCACUCCUGCACAGCGCAAACGCAACCACUACAUAGUUCUGACAGUGCAUGGCAUUGCAGAGCCAGGCCCUGCAAUCAAAGAGGAACUGGUGCGGAUGCUGCAGAACCGCCUGGACGAGGCCGUGGUUGAGGCCAUCUGCAUCAUGCUGUGGAGCAACCCCCAGCACAAACUCACACCAGAAGAUGUCCAUUUCAUCCAGCCCCCCUACCAGCCACCGAAGACCGUGCUGAGGUUUACUGUCAGUGCUAAUGCUCUUCCUUACCUGCAAGCCGUUGGUUACUAUCUGCGGCAGAAUAUGUUGUCCUGCAGCUUUAUUCAUCCCAAAUUUGCAGAUAAUCGACCAGAGCAUCACUUUCAGGACUUUUCAGCAACAGACCAAGAAAUGUCGAGCGAACCCAACAUCUUCCUCUUUGUGCGACCAAGAAUGUCAGCUGCAAAGGGCAUAGCAUGUAUAGCUUUCUCCAUAGUUGAUGGGAGCAGCAACACAGUACAGCACAUCAGCUGUCCGAGACCUUCCCCAGAUGCCUAUCAAGAAAUCUUUUCAAAACAUGAUUUUGAAGUUUUAACUCAGACCCAAGAAUAUCAACCCAGUCCAACUAAGAGUCCAGGGCCGAUGGCGAUGCUCCAGUUCAAAGUCUGGGAAUCGGGGCGAGUGGACCUUGAUGAAAUACGCAGGUACUUGGUGGACUCGAUUUGCCACGCACUUUGGGACGUGAACACAGAGUACCGACUCCUGACAGCUCCUAUCAUGCCUACUCAGGCUCCGCAGAUGCAUGGGACGCCCGCUUCGGAACCGACAACUCCGAAGAAAGAUACUCAUGGUGAAGCACUGCGCUCAGUGAGCUUGCUGGAAACAGGGGCGCAUCCAGUGGAGGAUCGCAUGAGGUCAAUCUCUAUCUCUGGAGUGCCCCCACAUGUUUGUCUCCCUCGCAUGGCAAACAGGAUGGGGAGUAAAAAAAUAGCUCGCCCAACUGAGAGUCACGGGGAGAGCCAGAAGGAGAGAGCCCCAUCGCCUCUCACAUUAGUGCAGGCCAGACUGCGCCUCAUGUCUAACUCUGUGCCUGACCUGAAGUUACGAGGUCGCAGGGCAUCAUUACAGUCUCCCUGGGACAACACUUCUGGGAGCGAAGGGACACCCAGCACUGGUCAUUCUCCCCUAAAGCUGCGACAUUCAGUUGAUUUUGGGGUUGAGCGCGGAAGAUUGCUCGGCCAGGAGGGACGAGAGAACCCGCCGUGGGAACAGAACGUCUCCAACACCCUGCAUCCAGUAUUCUCGGGCAUAAUGAUCGACUGGCUGGAAUACGCGCACGAGCUGGCCGAGAAGGGGGAACACGCAGCCCGGAGGGAACUGGUGGAGAAGGGAGAGCAUGUCGUACGGAAGGAGUUAGUCGAGAAGGGAGGGGGAGAGCACGCCGUUCGGAAGCAUACCGUCACGAUUACAACCAGACAUGCAGUUCCCAUUUUUAUAACAGAACUACAGAAAUGGGUGUCACAAAAUUCGAGUGACACGACCACAAAAAUCUUUGAAGAAUCCGUGAAAGAAGGAGAGCCUCCAGUUUACAACUUAGUUGAGUUUAAUAAGGUCCCCCAGAUUCUGAAGUCUGACUCAGGCACGGGGUACGAACACAAUAACCUGAUUGUCAUUGGCCGCAACAAUCAGCAAUGGUGGGCAACACUUUCCGAAGACAGUUUCAAUGAUUAUUAUGUGUCAACAGUGAAAGGUAGUAAAAACAGUCAGAGAUACCCCCCACUGGUCUUCUGGCCCAGGGGCAGGUAUGCCAGUGGUGGUGAAUCAAGUUUUACCAAGCUGGAAAGUUCCACCAGUGGUCUCAGUACCCCUGGCACAGCCCCGCCAACAGUGCCAUCGUCAUCCAUACCAACAAGUACUGUGGCAUCAUCCACCAUACCCAUAUCCGUUCCUGUGACUGUGCCUUCCACGCCUACCAGCCUCCCAUCAGCUGCUGGUUCGCUGUGGACCUGUGAAACCACAGAUUCACUCUUCAUUCCUCGGCAAAAGCUACUUUUGGCUACACUCUUUGGGCAAGAGCUUGUGAUCUACACCUACAACUGGACAAAGGAUCAGUGUGAAUCCUUGCACACAGCCAUGACUCAGCUGGCACAUUGGUCCAGCGCUCGCACACGUUUACUCUCCUCUGUUGUCCUCCAAAAGAUUGGUUUAUUCCACAACCAACCUUUCAUUCGGAAGGCACAAGAUAAGAAGAAAGAGGAUAACCCAUACGUUGGCUCCCAGGGACACGUGGAGGCUCUGAUAAAGUACCAGGCUCCAGGAAGAGAAAUGCUUACAGCAACUGAAAGGGGCAACAGGAGGGUGCAGGUGAUAUCAAUGCCAAACUUGGGUGAUGUGUACAGAGACAGCAGACCCCCUCGUCCACUGAAGAACUCACACUUUGGAAACUUCAAAGACUUGGAACUUCGUCAUGGCACACAGCUGAUAGAGAUAAGACGCCUAAAUGUGCAGAGAGAAAAUCAGCGGAAAGUACUGUUGCAGACCAUGGUUCAGGCACCAGGACAUUCAAGUCCAGUCUUCAAUGACAAGAUAUUAGCUCUCUAUAAGCAGACUGCACGCAUUGCUCAUGUUUGUUAUACACCUCUGCUUUUCCUGCCAAGGUGGCGCUGGCAGGUGGCAGCCACUCGAGAUCACAGCCUGGCAGAUCCUCAAGCUUCCUGUGAUAGAGUUCUGCCUCUUGGAAGCAAAACUCCAGAACCAAGAUCUCGCCAUGACUCGGGCAACUCCAUGAAGAGUGCCUCUGGUGCUGGGCCAACUGACCUGCGACGGUCUUUGUCUCUGAAAUCAAAUGUUUCCAGCCCUGGGCAACGGCGGCGGAAUGUCACCGGUGGAGAUGACAAAUGGCAUGGUGCUCUCUGCUCUAGCUAUCUGAAGGAGUAUAUACAAUACCUGCAGAGUUUAGGGUUUUUGACACUGAAUGUUGCACAUGCCCCACAACAGAAAGGACGUAGCGGUGGAAGGGAAACAGAGGACAAGGUUUACCGCCCAAAGGGAGUUCGCUUCAGUGAACAGAUAACAGCUGAGCCAAGUUAUUUGCUGAAAAAUGUCCUUGGAGGAACACUUCUGCUGGAGAUUGCUUUUUGUGAGCCAUAUUUCUCAACCAAGCUUUACGUCCUGGAGUCUACUAGAUUGCAAGGAAAGAAAUACACAAGUCUCUCCUCUCAAUUUGCCAUCAAUUUCUUCCUGGAUGAAGUGGACAACGUGAAGGUGUUGUUGCACAUGCAUUCCUUCACUUAUGACUUUCACCUGCGAGCCGUGUGUGCGUACGUUGCAGACCGCCAGCUCCUGUUCACGCCGGGAUACCAUUUGUCUUCCUUCCUCUCCGAUUUCAUUAAGUAUUACAACAAAGGACCAAACUUUGCAAGAAACCUCAUUUAUUCAGGUGAAUUGACCGUGGAGGACACUGGCUCUCCAGGCGAACAGCUGUAUAACUAUCUCUUGGCUCGUGAGAAGCAGUACAAGAUGAGGGUCCUGCGAAUGACGCCUGUUAUCCUAGACCCAACAGCAGACAUGCAAUAUACCGAAUUUGUCUUAGUCCACACAAAGACAUGCCGAGUUCACUACAGUGACGCCAAUGACCAGAGAGUUUCUGAUGACUAUGAUGUCACUCUGCUGGUCUCCCACAAUGCGACGCUCGAUGCCCACCCCUCAGACCAGCAGCUGAAUGUCCUGCAUCUCAACUUCUAUGUCAUCUUAACCAGUAGACGAGAGAUGUAUCCAAAUCGUAUCCUAGAGAAGAAAAUGGGCAAAUUCCGCACAGUGUCAACAGCCCCGUCACUUGGACACUGGAAGACUGCGACCUCAUCUCAACCAGAGAGCAGUAACGAGAGUGGGUCCUGCACUCCCCCCGCGAUGUCCGGCCAGGUCUUCACGGAGGCGGGGGGGCACCUCCAAGCUCCCCCAGGGUUACAGCCUCCCCCACCCGCCCUGUCCUCCUCCACCCACACCUCCACCACCUCGAGUGAUCCCCCGCCCCCUGUCAAGUCGUACAUAGGGAUCAGGCUGGAGAGUGUGAAUUACCUUGGCUACUACACAGUUUACGAAGAGACAAUGCAGAAAACACUCCUGAAUCAAGCUGAGGAAGCGAGGACUCGUAUCCAGCAUAUCUUCAAUCAAGCAAAGAUACAUUGCAGACGUGACUCUUUGUGGCAGAGAUUGACAGCAAGUGUCCGAGAUGAAGAUAGGCAGAAGUUACCUAGCCAGGCUCUUGGUGGUUUGAGUUUUAGGGAGCUCAGCGAACUGUUGAGUUUAGUGCGAGUUGAGCCUUUGAGUUCAGUCGAUCCACAGUUACUGCCUCUGAUCACAAAACCACUCCAGUGGUAUCAGACCUUGACGAGGGUGUUGCAAGCAAAGUACCAGGAAAGACACAGGAGUUUAACCUCGAGUGACGGCAACGUUCAACACAACGUCAUCUUGAGUCCCUCGUGUCCAGAUGCCUUCAUGAUGCUCUCGGUCGACCUCUACAAGCAGAAGGCUGACUUGUGUUGCGUCAACAAGCAGCUGAAGGGGGAGAGCUCGGAGCCGAUUAUCCGCGACAACCGGAUACAAGUUCUGGUGCAAGAUUUCGUCAACGCUUGCUGUUUCCAUCUUUGGUGUGGAUUGUUAUAAUAAUUCUCCUCCAGUUCUUAUUUGUUGUCAUUAUGUUAAAUGUGUUGUAUUUAUUCUGAGAAAUGAUGAGGUUGAUUUCUGAUAGAUUUCAUUGUUUUUUAUUUUUUGUUUUUGUUUUUGUUUUUAUUAUUAUUAUUUUUUUUUUAUGUGAACAGUUGUGAAAUAAUAGCAUUAGUCUUGAUAGUAAUAGAGGUAGAAUUUUAUCAGAGAAUCUAUUUUUCUAUCAAUUUUCUUGUAAAGUUAUAAAUAAUUUUUUGUCUAGAUUUUUUUUUUCUUUCUUUUUUUUUUUUUUUUUUUUUUAAAGCUUUUAGUUUUUUCAUUGGGAUUCUCUUGCAUUAUCUUGCAAACUUGUUGAUAUUUGCUUAUUCCAUGGAAUAUAUGUAAAGGUUAUAUUGAACAGCUAGUCAGCGUAUAAUUGCAUUCUUAACUCAAAGCAUUGUCAGAUUACGAAAAAGUACUGAGUGGACAGUAUAGCAGCACUAUUUUCUUAUCUAUUUUAUGUUAAUCAGUAGUAUACAUAUGCAUUAUAUAUUUGUAUUUGUAUAUAAGCACAAUGAAAGCGGUUUACAGACAGCAUAGAAUUGUGUGGGAAAUUUUUGGUACAUAGAUGUAUUCUGUAAAAGUGUGUUUGUUAAAGGAAGUGUAUAUGAAAAGGGAAAAUGUAAUAAAUUGCUUAUAUGUUACUCUUGUUGUGUUAUAUAUAUUAAAUGUCUGAAAUGGCAAAAAGUUCUGAAUCUGAAUAAUUGGGAAAUUACGUGAAAGGAAGAUUAGAGUAAAUGCAUGCGGGAUUUCACCUGUUCCAAGAAUAUGGCAUAUGCUUAUGGCACAACAUUAACUCUUCUCAUAGCUUGGUUAUAUUUAUUUUUUUCUUUUCUUUCUUUUUUUCUUUCCAGUAACAUUUUCAGUUUAUUGGUGUAUAUAUAGGAACAUUGUUUGUGGCAUGUUCUGUUCAGCCAACAGAGGUUUCAAAGCAGUGUCAUAAUGUUUAUAAUCAAACAUAGGUGCUAUUUCUUAUAUGUAUAUGUAUGUGUAUAUAUAUAUAUAUAUAUAUAUAUAUAUAUAUAUAUAUAUAUAUAUAUAUAUAUAUAUAUAUAUAUAUAUAUAUAUAUAUAUAUAUAUAUAUAAUGUGAGACAUACAGUCAGACAGAUGAGUGAGAGAAGGAGGGAGGACAGGGAAGUAGGGAGUGGAAACUAGCAUAUGUAGUAUCAUGUGGCAUAUUUCCUCUAGCCUUACUGCCAUGAAGAGCUGUACCCCCACAUCCCUAUGCUUCCUUCUACCCACCUGGGCAUUCUUCCAUGUGUCUAGGUGGCUUUUUGCCCCACCCUUUCUGCUACCCCCCACUCUAAGGCUCAGAGACCACUACAGCCACCUCCCCUUUUGCUUUCCCCAAGGACUUCCCAGCCCCAUUUCUAGCUUGUACUCAUUGCCUGGCAUGACUGAGCAAAAUUUUUGUUCAUUUUUGUUAUGAAACUUGUAAAUAUUGCCUUGUGAAUCAUGAUAAAUGUGUGUUUUAUAUUGUUACAUGUGUUUUAUAUACUUUUUUUCCAUGCUUGUGAGAUAACAUUUUCAGCUUUGAUGCUCUACUGUUUGGAAACUAUUUAACACCACCCUUCAUAUGAUAUAUAUUCUCUGGUGUGUAUAACUGGGCAAAGGAGGGCCGGGGAAUUACAGUCUUUAGAGUUUAUGUUUUACAGUAUUUUAAAAGGUAGGCCAUUUGCCCAGACCAUGGAUGUAGGUGUAUAUCUUCUUGUUUCUGGGUUAUGUACAUAUUUGUACAUGAAGAACUAUGCAAAGCUUUUUCUUCUUCUUCUUAUAUUUAGGGUAAAAUCCAACAGGCAAGCUCUGUCCCAUAUUAAUGAAACAUACUUUUUUUU
Molecule: messenger RNA, 14934 nt
Organism: Penaeus indicus
Lineage: Eukaryota; Metazoa; Arthropoda; Malacostraca; Decapoda; Penaeidae
Product: KICSTOR complex protein SZT2-like
Exons: 75
Coding region: 85-13059 (4324 amino acids)
Cellular component (GO): peroxisome
Source: RefSeq, a predicted model, not a curated record